Molecule: messenger RNA, 1410 nt
Organism: Mercenaria mercenaria
Lineage: Eukaryota; Metazoa; Mollusca; Bivalvia; Venerida; Veneridae
Exons: 5
Coding region: 1-972 (323 amino acids)
Source: RefSeq, a predicted model, not a curated record
AUGCCAUCCAAACUGAGUGGGCUGAUCCCGGUCAGUAAAACUGAGAAAAAAACCAGCAUCAAAUUUCAACUCCGAGAAACGAAGCUAACAUACCAUGCCCAUAUCUACGGGGAAGUCGGAGGCCACAGGAAAGCUUUUGAUGACAAUAUUGAAAUAAAGGUGACAGAACUUCACCAGCUACACAUAUCUGCCGCAAUACCAACAGAGGGAGAUUUUGGUUUGUCAAUACAUCAAGUGACUAGAAGCAGUCAACAGGAGAGAAAUAUUUGCAACUAUCUCUUGUCAACAUUCGCUUACAAAAUGGUCAAGGCAGACGUAAAAAAUGCUAAAAAGAAAUUAGACGACUGCAUUUCUGAGAAUGUUGAGCCAAGACAAUGGAAGAAACAAAUAGGCGAUACAGAAAACUGUUUAGACAAAUGUCUGAAGCUUAAAAUACCUUCAAAUGAUGAAGACAUUAUGGCUGCAAAGACUGUUCUAGAAUUUCUUAGAUGUAAAGACAAACUUCGAGAUUGUAAACUUAGAAGACACUUGGGGGUAACAAGAAAAACCUUAGAUCUUGUCAGUGGCUAUAGAAACAAAAAUGCUCUUACAAAGGAGAUUGAAACUGUCAGAAAAUUGGAAGAAGAACUGACUGCACUUAGAGGCUUUGCAAGGCAAGUUCCUGAAUUGGAAGAAGCUCACAGAGAUGUGCUGGCUUUGCAUCAUCCACCUGUGGAAGUAGAGGACGUGUUUAAAUCCUUGCUUGUGCUGUUGGGGGAAUCCGAUGUCGCCGAUUUGGAAUGGGCUUCAGUUCAAAGCUGUCUUAAAGUACAAACGGAAAAGGAAUCUGUGCUGAACAAAAUGAAAACGAUACAAAAGGAGGAAAUAAACAAACAAAAGAAACAAAGAGUAAUGAAGAUCCUUGGAAAAUAUGAUGGCAACCACAACCACAUUAGAGAAGUCAGCAGUGAUGCAUAUAUGUGUGGAUACUAAAUGUCAUUAAAGUACAAGGGACAAACCUGUAACUGUCAAGUGUUUGAAAUGUAUUCUACUUGAUUUUGUAGAAAUAUGCACAUAGAAAUGCCGCAUUUCAAGAAGAGUCGAAUGUUUCAGUACUAUGCGUACUAAGGCAUGAAAAGUUUGUGUUGUUAAAAAUCAGUAUUUGGUCUGUUGCAUUGUAAUUGCAUAUACUUCAAUUAUGUUAUGUAUGAAGGUUAACGGAAUUUUCCUUAAUACGGACCUUAUAAUAUGAACAAAUCUUUCAAAAUAUGAUACAAAUGAUGCAUGACGAAGCGGGUAGGAAAGUAUUCCUAAUAUCAAAUUCUAACACGACCAGCGAAUAACCUACAUACAUGUAGAGCAAAAUCUAUCUCGGGUUAUUCUGCAAUAAACCACUCGCGUGCAAUGACGUCAUCCAAUCCAGGUGCGUAG